Molecule: messenger RNA, 2071 nt
Organism: Punica granatum (pomegranate)
Lineage: Eukaryota; Viridiplantae; Streptophyta; Magnoliopsida; Myrtales; Lythraceae
Source: RefSeq, a predicted model, not a curated record
UAUUGAUUGAUAGAUUCCUUAUAUGAAUUUAAGUGCACAAUUACGGUUAUCUUCAAGCUUGUGGAAUACAUAAGCUUGAUUAAGGCCUAAUUGAGCUUAAAAUUAUUAAUUCCUAUGAAGGGGUCUUGGCCUCUCGGCUAGCUUGCACAUUGUACCGUAGAUUCUUGUGAAAUUGAACUUAUGGAUGAUUGAUCUAAGGUAAAAAUGGGCAUACAUCAUUGAAGUUUGUCUCUUGCUUGUAAAAAAAGAACAAAAAGGUUAUUAUGUUUUAUAACAAGGUGGGUCUGGUCUUCGAAAACUGAUUUCGUGAAAUUAUUACCUCUUGUUUCUCAUUUCUGUGGUUGAUUGAUAUUGCAGGAACCAACAGUGACUUAGAGAAGGGGCUGAUAAUGACAUCAGAAUUAAGCCAAAAUAGUCCUGCUGAUCCAUCACCUACACCAUCCCCAUCAUCGAGGGCACCUGCUCUUGUUCUACCCUAUUCUGGCAAGACGAUCGAUCAGGCUAUUAAGAAGAAGUAUGUCAAACAAGUGACUGGCCGCCACAACGACACCGAGCUUCACUUGGCAGCACAGCAUGGUGACCUCGCAGCAGUCAGACAGAUUCUCAAUGAUAUUCAUUCGCAAAUGGUUGGGACCUUGAGUGGUGCAGAGCUGGAUGCUGAGGUUGCCGACGUUAGGGUAUCCGUGGUGAAUGAGGUGAAUGAAUUAGGAGAGACAGCUUUGUUCACUGCAGCAGAUAGGGGGCAUGUGGAAUUGGUGAAGGAAUUGUUGAAGUAUUCGAAUAAGGAGUGUCUUAUGAAGAAGAACCGGUCUGGCUUUGAUGCCUUACAUAUAGCUUCAAGUCGAGGACAUCACGCCAUUGUGCAGGUGUUACUAGAUCAUGACUCGGGCCUCAGCAUAACACUUGGCCCCUGGAACGCUACCCCUCUAAUAUCUGCAUCCAUGAGAGGGCAUACAGCAGUUGUAAAUGAACUUCUUGCAAAGGAUUGCAGCUUGAUAGAGAUAACGAGGACCGAUGGGAAGAAUGCACUGCAUUUAGCUGCUCGAUAUGGUCAUGUCGAGAUUGUCAAAGCAUUGCUCGAUAAAGAUUCUCGGUUGGCUCGAAGGACAGACAAGAAAGGACAAACUGCAUUGCACAUGGCUGUUAAAGGUCAGAGCUGUGAGGUGGUAAGGUUGAUCCUUGAGGCUGAUGCUGCUAUAGUGAUGCUUUGCGACAAGGUCGGCAACACUGCAUUGCAUGUCGCAACCAAGAAAAAGAGAGUAGAGAUAGUGCACGGGUUACUACUCUAUCCUGAGACGAAUGUAAACGCCGUGAACAGAGAGCAGAAGACCGCUCUCGACAUAGCGGAGGGGCUUCCCUUCUCUGAAGAGUCGAUGAAGAUCAAAGCCCACCUCUCCCGUAACGGGGCUGUCCGAGGGAACGACCUCCUGCCUGUCAAGGAGCUCGAGCGAAACCUCCAGGGAGGCCUCAUUCACAAUGCCAACUCGGUAAAUAAGGCUGCAGUCCUCAUAGCCCAGAUUGCAUUUGCUGCCAUCUUCACGAUCCCGGGCUCGCCAGUAGAGACGAGCCACAACAUCCCGGUUCAGGUCCUAGUAAUAUUCAACUCCAUCGCAUUCUUUGCAUCCCUAGCUGUCGUGGUGAUUCAGACGGCUCUUGGGCGAGGGGAGGCCGAGGCGGAGGUGAUAGCAGUGAUGGCAGAGGUCACUAAUAAGCUGAUAUGGUUAGCUUCCGCGUGCAUCUCGGUCGUGUUCAUGGCAACGAUAACUAUUGUGGUCGGGAGAAGGUGUCAGUGGGCCACUAUCCUGAUAAUGGUCGUGGGAGGUGCGUUGAUUGCUGGGUCUCUAGGGAUCAAGACUUACUACGAAGUGAGGAGAUUGAGGAAGAUUGAAUUGAUCAGGAAGAAGGAAACAUAGCAGUCCCUUUUCGGUGAAUUUCUGAUCAGUCAAGUUUUGGGCCAAAAACUGGCCCGAUUUAGUGAAGCCCAUUUGGCCCAGGAGUCGGCGAUGAAUCCUCAACUCUAGACAAAAAGUUUUUAACGCUCCGUUUGAUUUCAGAAUCGCAAUUUAAAAUU